GUGUUCCUAUCUAUUAUAGAGCCUAAUUAACAUGUUCAAACCAAUUUCAAGCCAACACUUCAAGGUUAUACUAAUUACCUACUUAUUUAGAAGACCUAUGUCAUGUCAUAGUAUCCUAAAAAAAGAUUGAACUUGAUAAUUAUUCUUAAAUGAACCAUUACUAAUAAACAAAAAUACCUAAAUAAUAAGUAAGUAACUUGAAACAAAGAACGUGUUCAGUUCGGUGUCGUGUUUGCGGAUAGUGCAAGCCAGUUAGUUUAUAAAUGAGCGUUGAAAAUGACUCGUUAGCAGUUUUAUCCUUACUCAGCUAGAGUUCGCAGCGUUAAAUUUUUCUAAUUUAUAAAAAAUUAAAUUACAUAAGUAGUUUAAUUAACUUGAAUCGAAUCGUAAAGUUUUAAUUUUUUUAUUACUGUGAAAUUUUAAAGCUAUGGCCUUCCUUCAAGGACCAUCGCCAAAGCAAGAAGAGAUGAUUAAACAAGAAUUGAAUGAAAUGCCCGGAGACCUGGAGAGAGGGAUCCGGGACCUUCGUAGCAUGUGUGCGGCGAACCCUUACCUGCCAAAUCCAGAAUCUUUAGAAACACAUUUUCUAUUGAAUUUUUUGCGAGGGUGCCGUAUGGACUUCGAAAGAGCUAGAAAAAAAUUGGAAACAUUUUGCUACUCUCGCUCGCGGUACAGAGACCUCUUUGAACAUCGCUCGCUGAACGAACCACCUCUAAAUGACGUGUGCAAGUUUAUAGAUAUAGUACCCCUCCCGAAGUUAACAGACGAGGGUCUUCGCGUCACAAUCUUCAGAAUGCGGCCGAACUAUCCGGAGAGUUCAGCCGACAUAGCGGCGACCGUGCGCGCGGUGCUGCUCAUCAGCGACGCUAGGAUGCACGACGAGACUCUGAUCGCUGGAGAUGCCUUUAUAUGGGAGUGUUCCCACAUGCGCGCGUCGCUGGCGACCCGCGUGGCCAUGGCGGCGGGCGCGGUGCGGCGCAGCAUCCACCUCGCGCAGGCCGCGUACCCGCAGCGCAUGCGCCGCAUACACGUGGUGGGCGCGCCCUCCCUCAUCGCUUCCUCCAUCAACCUCAUGCGAUCCUGCGUCAACGAGAAAGUCAGGAAACGGUAUUACUUGCACUCGAAAACGGAAGAGUUAUUCGAUCACUUCCCGUCAAGAGUGCUGCCAGUGGAGUGGGGCGGUGAAGAGGAGUCUCUAGAGAUUCUCGCGAAGAAAUGGCGCCGUCGUGUUGAUGAUUUACGAGAAUACCUCCGGCACCUCAGCGAGCUGUGUGACGUCACGCCCGAUGAAGUUUACGAAGACGAUAUCUAUGGCGCAGUCGGUUCCUUUAGACAACUCCAAAUCGACUAGUAUUAUGCGUAGUUCUAUUUGACCCUUGGUAUUAUUUUUACAUUGGAGCCUCUAUAGGUAGCUCAUAUUAUUAUUAAUGAUAGUUCAUAUGGUAGGUAGUUAACUAUAAAUUAUUAUGAUUAAGUACGAUUUUUAUCUAAAUUAUGGGUUUGUUUUUAAAAACUACCUGUCCUAAUUAAAAAACCUACAUAUACCUACCAGCUGCCUACAUAUAAAACGUUAACAUAAUAAUCGACAGACAGACAGCCGGUGGGCCUAGAGACUUGAAGAGGACAUAUAUUCCUUGAGUAUCCUACACCUAAGCACUAAGGAAGGGUUUUGCGAAUAUCAUCUAACGUAAAUUCACGCGGGCCUAGCCCUGAGAAAGAGUUAGUUUAAAUGUAUGAUGUAUAUAUACCUAAUAAUAGUUAAUUUAUUAAGUAUAGGUAAUAACUAAUUAGAAAUAAUUAAAUAUAUGCUAAUUUAUGACAAAAAAAUUAAACAUUAAAAAUAUACUAUAAAAGCUCAGUGCCCCCUUCCACCGGGGGCCCCUCGCAUUUUGUUUUUCCUACCAUCCUAAGAUUACACGAAUGUCGAAUUUGUACCUCUCUAGCACAUUAGCUUAACGAGUUGUAACAUAGUACUAAAAUGAACACUUAUACCUUUGUAUUACCUCUCUAGUAGUAAAAUGAACACUUAUACCUUUGACUUUUGUUAUUAUCAAGACUUAUACUAUUUUUUUAACGUUUUUUAUUUCUCUAUGGAAGGACCAUUCUAGUUAAGCUUUAUGAAAUUGUAGUACCUAACUAGGUAGAGCUGAUUAAAAUUACAGCUAUUAAAAUUUUGACCAGAUAA
Molecule: messenger RNA, 2185 nt
Organism: Maniola jurtina (meadow brown)
Lineage: Eukaryota; Metazoa; Arthropoda; Insecta; Lepidoptera; Nymphalidae
Product: alpha-tocopherol transfer protein-like
Exons: 5
Coding region: 428-1351 (307 amino acids)
Cellular component (GO): membrane
Molecular function (GO): phosphatidylinositol bisphosphate binding
Source: RefSeq, a predicted model, not a curated record